GUCAUUAUUUUACGCCCUACAUCGAUGACCGAUGAUAAAAAUGAGUUUAAAUUAUGUAUUAUUUUUAUUAUGCAUGAAAAUAUGUAUAGUUUUUUGUGAAACAGACUGCAGUGACUUUGAAACAUGUGGGUCAUGUAUUGGAUACGCUUUGGAUCGCUGUGUUUGGUGCUCUGCUGAAGUACAUGAAGGUCCAAGAUGCAAGUCGAGAAUUAAGGUAACCGAAAGCAAGCUUUGGUGUAACGGUACACCUAUAUACGAUCCAGAAACAGAAAAGAUUGUGACAAUGGAUAAAGAUUUUAAUGCAGGGGAAAAAGGAGACCCAGUUAUUCAAUUCAGACCUCAGUCUUUGAAUAUUAAGGCGAGGCCCGGAAUACCCGUGAAAAUUGCAAUGUCAUAUAAACCUGCAAAACAUUACCCAUUAGAUGUAUAUUAUUUGAUGGACUACUCACAUACUAUGACAAAACAUGCAGAAACACUUAAAAAUCAAGGAUUCAACAUCUACAAUGAACUAACUAAGAUUACGAAUAACGUUCGCUUAGGUGUUGGAAGUUUCGUUGAGAAAAACUCUUUACCAUAUGUUGAUGACUCACAACAAAAUUCAUAUUCGUUUAAAAAUCAUUUAUCUUUGACUGACAAUAUGAACAAAUUCAGAGAAGCUUUAAAUGAAAAACUUAAUGGUUCUAAUUAUGAUGAUCCUGAAGCCAGCUUAGAUGGUCUUAUGCAAGCAAUGGUUUGUAAAAAAGAAGUGGGAUGGAGAGAUAACGCGCGAAAAAUUAUUGUAUUAAGUACUGAUUCAACGUACCAUAGUGCGGGCGAUGGAAAAUUUGUCGGUGCAGCUCGACCACAUGACAUGAAAUGUUAUGUAGUUAAUAAUAAAUACCAAAUGGAGCUAGAAUUAGACUAUCCAUCUGUCAGUCAAAUAAAUAAAGUAGCUGCAGAAAAUAAUAUCAUGGUUAUAUUUUCUGCUGAUGAACAUGUCGAACCACACUACAAAGCCUUGGAGAAAAACGUAUUAGGUUCAAAAUAUGUCCCAUUAAAAGCAGAUUCAACACUGGCAGAUGUUAUUAAAACAGAAUACCUGAGUUUAAUUAGAAAAGUUUACCUAAAUUAUAAGAUUCCAUCCUUUAUGCAUUUAACACUUGAUCAAGACUGUAGUAAGGACAAUGAAUGUGAGCUGAAACAUAAUCAAUCUGUUGAAUUAACGGGUACUUUAACAAUAACAUCAUGUCCACCGAAAAAUAAUUAUAAACACGAUGUGGAAAUUGGACCACGAAUGUUGAAUGAAAAAUUGAAUAUACAAGUUGAUAUAUAUUGUCAAUGUGAUUGUGAAGAACCAGGAAGUGGGAUAGACAAUUCGGAUAUAUGUAAUAAUGCUGGGACAUAUCAAUGUGGAAUUUGCAAUUGCGAUAGUGACAGGUAUGGAUCUAGUUGUCAAUGUAAUGGAAUUUCAAGUGAUACACAGGAUGAAGAUCGAUGUAAAAAGGAUAACCAAACCCUUAUCUGUAGCGGGCAUGGAACUUGCAGCUGCGGAAAAUGCGACCCAUGUUCACCAGGUUUCUCGGGUCCAUACUGUGAAUAUGACGAUAAAGCAUGCCCUAGCCCCGAAGGCUUACUAUGUGCUGAUCAUGGUAUAUGUAAAUAUGGACAGUGCCAAUGCUCUCCCAAUUGGAUCGGCGAGGAUUGCAGAUGUCCUAAUAAUAAUGAAAGCUGCAAAGCACCCUAUUCUAAAGAGGUAUGUUCGGGGAAUGGUGACUGCUCAUGUGGCAAAUGUGAAUGCAAAGUGUGUUCUGGUCAAUUUUGCGAUGAUUGUGAAGAAGUAGCAAUGAAACGUUGCAAGGAAUUGGAAGAUUUUGCAUAUUGUAAUUUCAACGAAAAUAAAAAUGUUUGUGAUUUGAAAUUUAAUCAAACAAACACAGAAGUUACUAUUGUCAAUAAAACAGAAAUAAAUUCACCAGAUUGGUACAUGGCUAAGUACUGGUGUAGAAAAAUCUUGGAAGAUGAACAAAUUUUUGUGUUUAAAUAUUAUUAUUCAACAUCUUCAAACAGCAAGUUACACCUCAUUAUUCAAAAUGAGUUAGAGAAGCCACCAAUUGCUAACGUGUGGAUUGCUGUUGGAAGUGUCAUAGGUGCGGUUUUAUUGAUUGGACUGUUAACUCUAAUUGCGUGGAAAGUUCUAGUUGACCUACACGAUAAACGGGAAUAUGAUAAAUUUGCAAAUGAAUCUGCCGCUGCAGGAUUCGAUACAUCUAUAAAUCCUUUAUAUCAAUCACCAGCUACGAACUUCUCAAAUCCCGCCUAUGACGGCUGAUCUUGAAACUUUUAAACAAAUAUUGUAAUAAAAUUAAUUAUUAAAAGA
Molecule: messenger RNA, 2356 nt
Organism: Nymphalis io (European peacock)
Lineage: Eukaryota; Metazoa; Arthropoda; Insecta; Lepidoptera; Nymphalidae
Product: integrin beta-1-like
Exons: 8
Coding region: 32-2308 (758 amino acids)
Biological process (GO): cell migration; cell-matrix adhesion; integrin-mediated signaling pathway
Cellular component (GO): cell surface; integrin complex; focal adhesion
Molecular function (GO): integrin binding
Source: RefSeq, a predicted model, not a curated record